Messenger RNA from Cercospora beticola, 2182 nucleotides. RefSeq names its product Zn(II)2Cys6 transcription factor. Gene Ontology annotation, molecular function: DNA-binding transcription factor activity, RNA polymerase II-specific; zinc ion binding. Lineage: Eukaryota; Fungi; Ascomycota; Dothideomycetes; Mycosphaerellales; Mycosphaerellaceae. The record is from RefSeq and is a predicted model, not a curated record. Gene Ontology annotation, biological process: regulation of DNA-templated transcription.
CACGACCGUCGAGGCGUGCUGACGCUGGGAACACCGGACUGGACUCGCCCUGCUCCGCUCAUGGAUUCGGGCAACGUAGAGGCACUGAUCAGUCUCAAAAACAUGUCCUCUCCUUGGUCGAUUCGCACCCGUAGAAACGCCAUUCCGCACGCAGACCAGCACACGACGAGGUUGUCGCCGUGACAGCUGCUCCAUACACCCGCCGACGAGGAUCAUAUUGCAAUGGGUCUUCGUUAUUAUGCUCAGCGAGUCCACCAUUGUGGUUGAACGGCCCCGGUCCGGCUCCGUCAGCAGUUCUCAGAGCAGUUCCUCCAACGACCAAAAAGUGGUCUCACGAGAGAAGCAGCUGGCCAGGGCAGAGAAACGGCCUGGACACCAGAGGAGAUAUGCACCAAAGACGCGAACUGGCUGUAUCACAUGCAAAAUACGGAGAGUGAAGUGCGAUGAGGAGAAGCCACACUGCAAACGAUGCACUACGACGGGCCGGAAGUGCGAUGGCUACGCCCAAAUGGGCGAGUCGCCUACCAGACCAAAAUCGCCUGAACCAUUAACGGUUGCUCUGAUCAACGACGUCUCAAGUGAUGCCCUGGAGCGAAGGACUUUCGACUACUUCCGUGCCCGUACGGCACCCUGUGUGUCAGGCUAUUUUUCCGAUACCGUAUGGGAACGACUGGUACUACAGCUGAGUCACCAAGAGCCUGCAGUCCGACAUGCCAUCAACGCUCUUGGUGCUUUGCACGAGGAGAGGUCUCUGCGCCGAUCCGCUGGCGCAGAGGGCAUUGAUGUGUCCCUUGUGAAGACCGGGUUCCCCAUCCUACAAUACUCCAAGGCCUUGAAUGAGAUGCAGGAGUUGCUGAAAAGUGGUAAAGCACCUCUGGAUGUCAUCCUAUUGUGCUCUUUGCUGUGCAUUCACUUUGAAGCGUUGCGAGAAUCGUUUGUCCCUGCUCUGAUGCACAUUGAAAAUGCUAUUCAACUGCUUCAAUCGAACACUACAUUCGAUGCACGCAAAGUCAACCCCAGUCUGGUCCGGGCGAUCAUGAGAAUGGACCUACAGGGGACUUUGUAUCUGGCCUCACGCGUGCCUGGCAUGCCGUUCUUCACAGCCGCUACCGACUCGAUACUACCAACAUCCUUUCACGAUUUGACUCAUGCCCGCGACCUGGUCAACACCUGGACGAGUCGCUUAUAUCACUUCAUGCGCACAGUUGGCGACCAUCAUAGACUUCAAUCACCAGGCGGUCACACCAUCGAUGCAUUAGCCCAGGCACAAGAACUCGAGCAGACCUUCUUAAAGCUAGACGGCCUGCUCUGGGAGUUCAUGCAUAAGCCCACUGCCAAGCUAAGCACAAGAGAGCAGCAUGGUCUGGGGAUGCUCCGGACGCGCACAAAAAUGAACAGAAUCCUAGCUGCAUCAAGCUUAUAUGCGGAAGCAUCCUGCUUUGACCAAUACAUUGGCGAAUUUGAGAAUAUUCUCGCCAUCUGCAUGUACAUCAUGGGAUCCGACAAUGCAGAUCGUAGACUGUUCUCCGUUAGUCUGGACGAAGGUCUGAUCCAGCCGCUGUUUUUCUGCGCAACACAUUGUCGAGAUGGAAAGGUUCGACAUCAGGCACUUGCGCAACUCCGGAAGCUACCUGUACGAGACGGCAUCUGGCACGUUGAUACCACGACACGCACAGCCGAGAUGGUCGUGCGAUUUGAGGAAGCCCUGUGUGACAAGCCACCUGGCGCUGCGCUCUGUUCUGAUAUUCCCGAGUGGCGGAGGGUGCACUCGGCGAUUUUCGAUACCUCCGGACACGACGCUACACCUAGGAAGAAAGUCAUGGUAAAGCUGAGAACUCGGCCAAACGGAAUUGAUGGAGAGUGGAUCGACCAUGAAGAAUCAAUAGACUGGCUGGUACCUUCUCAGUACAAGAACAUGAAAGCAAAUCUUGGCCUGAUUGUCAAGAAUGGCGCAUUCCCGCGAACGAGCUCAUAAGGACAUGAGAGUAUCACAGCAUCCAAUUCCUAAGCAACCACAGAGAUCUCAAGAGGGAGUGAUUGCAAGUAAGCAGAGCCAUGCAGCUGCAGAUUCAGCCCAUAAGGUCGUCAUCGCAGUGGAGGUCGAGUCAAGCGAUUCGUGAAUACGUUCGACGGGAUGUAAUAUAGUUACUGCAAUAAUGUUUGCAAGUGCAGCACACCACAA